Leucoraja erinaceus (little skate) is the source of this 3955-nucleotide messenger RNA. Its product is annotated as sodium/hydrogen exchanger 2-like. Gene Ontology annotation, molecular function: sodium:proton antiporter activity. Gene Ontology annotation, cellular component: membrane. The coding region runs from base 248 to 2638 and encodes 796 amino acids. The transcript is spliced from 12 exons. Lineage: Eukaryota; Metazoa; Chordata; Chondrichthyes; Rajiformes; Rajidae. The record is from RefSeq and is a predicted model, not a curated record. Gene Ontology annotation, biological process: regulation of pH; proton transmembrane transport; sodium ion transport.
AGAGGGAGGGAGAGGGAGAGAGAGAAUGCAAGCUCAGGAAUAAGCCAGCAUCUUCGGGACUCUGGAACAGAAGGAAGAAGAGGGAUUGUGUGUGUGUGUGUGUGGUGGUGGUGGGGGAGAGAGAGAGAGGAUGCAGAUUGCAACACAUCAGCUUUGAAUGCAGCGGGCGAGAGUGGCUUGUGCUUAGUGCGCUGGGAUCAGGGGAUAGGACUCGCUGAUCAGACGCUGCCUCCUUCAUCAUUCCACCAUGUCCCGCCGCUGCAGCCUCUGCCUGAGCAUCUUCUUGCUGCAACUUUUAUCAGGGACUUCCCUGCUGGCAGAGACGGUGCUGGGCCCGCUGGCUGCCCGGCUGGGCAACGCCACUGGGCGCUGGGUGGCCGCAGCCUCCGGCCAGCCGCUGACCAGAGCCCUCCAGCCGGCCUGGGAGCCGGGGCUGAACGGGAGCGGCGGCGAGGACACCGCGCUGAAGAUCUUCUCCAUCGAAUACCAUCACGUCCAGGUGCCGUUCGAGAUCACCCUGUGGAUCAUGCUGGCCUCGCUGGCUAAGAUAGGUUUUCAUCUCUACAUCAAGCUCCCCUCCAUUGUGCCAGAGAGCUGCCUGCUGAUCAUCGUGGGGCUGAUAAUGGGCGGGAUAAUCUACGGGGUGAACGAGACAUCGCCGCCCAUCAUGAGUACGGAUGUUUUCUUCCUCUACCUGCUGCCCCCCAUUGUACUGGACGCGGGCUACUUCAUGCCCAGCCGCCCCUUCUUCGACAACAUUGGGACCAUCCUCUGGUACGCGGUGGUGGGGACCUUGUGGAACGUCUUUGGGAUCGGCCUGUCCCUCUACGGCAUUUGCCAGAUCGAGUCGUUUGGCCUGAAGGAUAUCUCGCUGCUCUACAACCUGCUGUUCGGCAGUUUGAUCGCCGCCGUCGACCCCGUGGCCGUGCUGUCCGUGUUCGAGGAGAUCCACGUCAACGAGCAACUCCACAUCCUGGUCUUCGGAGAAUCGCUGCUCAACGAUGCCAUCACCGUGGUUUUGUACAAAUUGUUUAAGACGUUCUGCACCAUGCCCUCGGUUGGAUUGUCUGACGUAUUUAUUGGGUUUAUAAAGUUCUUCCUGGUGGGGCUCGGGGGCCUUCUCGUGGGCUUUGUGUACGGAAUCAUCGCGGCCCUCACCACUCGCUUCACCGAGAACAUCCGUGUGAUCGAACCUCUCUUCGUCUUCCUCUACAGCUACCUGUCCUACUUGACUGCCGAGAUGUUUCACUUCUCUGGCAUCGUGGCGAUAAUAGCUUGUUCAAUGAGCAUGAAACGUUACGUGGAGGCCAAUAUCUCUCAGAAGUCUCACACUACAAUCAAAUAUUUCAUGAAGAUGUGGAGCAGUGUGAGUGAGACUCUCAUCUUUAUUUUCCUCGGCGUGUCCACUAUCGGGGAUAAGCACGAGUGGAGCUGGCCGUAUGUUUGUUUCACAAUGCUCUUUUGCCUUGUCUGGAGAGCUGGUGGAGUGAUUUUCCUGACGUUUAUCGUGAACAAGUUCCGUGUGAAUGUGGUAACGAAGAAGAACCAGUUCAUCAUCGCCUACGGCGGAUUGCGAGGAGCAAUCUGCUUCUCCCUCGUCUUCUUGCUGCCAAACUUCCCACAGAAGAAGCUGUUCACCACAGCCACCAUCGUGGUCAUCUUUUUCACUGUCUUUGUCCAGGGUAUGACAAUUAAACCACUGGUGGAGUUACUGGAGGUGAAGAGAACAAGCCUGGCUCCACCCACUGUCAGCGAGCAGAUUCACAUCCGGUUCCUGGACCAUUUGUUGGCGGGGAUCGAAGAUAUCUGCGGACAUUGGGGCCAAUAUUACUGGAAAGACAGAUUUGAAAACUUCAACAACAAAUAUCUCAACAAGCUAUUCAUCAGGGAACAGCAUCUGUCCAAGUCCAGCAUCGUGAUGCUGUACCAGAAACUGGAGAAGAAGCAUGCCAUUGAGCUGGCAGAGACAGGCCAGCUGGCAGGGACAGCAUCGACGGCAUCUCUACAGAAUGAGAAAGCCGCAGAAGUCACCAAACGGCCAGUGUCACCAGAACAGCUCGAUAAUAUCCAGGAGCUCUUGUUAAGAAAUCUCUAUCGAAUUCGGCAAACGAUGCCGUCCUACAACAGGCACACCUUGCCGCAGGGGAAAAGCACCAACCAGGCCAAGGAGAUCUUCCUGCGGCGACAGGAGAGUUUGCUGAAAGAUGACGUCUCUCUGAAUUCCGUAAAGAGGAGAUCGGUUUGUUUAGCCGAUGAGUCACAAAAGAAAGGCAAACUGGCCCGGUCCCUCACAGUUGGUGGAUACAGAGGCGAUGAAAACCAUCCCGAGAUAGAAUGUCCGAGUUUGCCCAAGUCCAUUUCAGUCACGCCGCAGCAGCCCAGCACAGCAGAGUGGAUCAACGAGGAAGAGCCGGAAAACCUGCAAACGCCGGAUGAAAACGGGAUCAAGCUGAAGUGGAGGGAUGAGAAUGAAACUGUGGCGGAAAGCCGGAGGUCUGGGCUCAAGUUGAAGCUCCAGUUCGCUUCUCCGGAUGCAAUUGGAAACGGGUCGCCGCGGGAUGGGACGGACAACCUCGCUCCGCUGAGCAGGCAGUUUUCCCAGCAGGUCCACGACGGAGGAACCGCGCAGAGCGAAUGAAAGGGAAGGUAGCCUUGAGUCACCAUGACACGAGUUGUUUUACCCUCAACGUUAAAAUGGAAGGGAGCAAAUUAAUUCAAGGGUAGACAUGAGACAAUUUACGUCCAACCUGUCCCACUUGGCGUUUUAUUCGGCCACUGUCGGCGUCAAUAGACAAUAGACAAUAGGUGCAGGAGUAGAGGCCAUUCGGCCCUUCGAGCCAGCACCGCCAUUCAAUAUGAUCAUGGCUGAUCAUCCCCAAUCAGUACCCCGUUCCUGCCUUCCCCCCAUAUCCCCCUGACUCCCCUGCCAUUUUUAAGAGCCCUAUCUAGCUCUCUCUUGAAAGCAUCCAGAGAACCUGCCUCCACCGCCCUCCGAGGCAGAGAAUUCCACAUUCACCACUCUCUGUGAGAAAAAGUGUUUCUGUUCUAAAUGGCUUACUCCUUAUUCUUAAACUGUGGCCCCUGGUUCUGGACUCCCCCAACAUCGGGAACAUGUUUCCUGCCUCUAGCGUGCCCAAGCCCUUAACAAUCUUAUAUGUUUCUUACAUGUCUUAUCAGUGUCGCCAGGAAAUUGUGAACAUUUCAAAAUCCAGCGGCAACAAAAAAAAUGUUGCGACACUUGAAAAAACGGCGCACGUCAAUAUACGUCGUCACGCGGCGUAUUUUUCGGUGACCUGAUACGUCACAGUCGGUGAUGCCGGCAGUUGCCGAAAAAAAUCGCCAAGUGGGACAGGCCCUUUAAUCGUGCACCAGAAAACGGCCGUUUUUCCACAAGGGAGUUUGCAGCCUCACACUGCACUGUCGGCAAUAAAUGAACCGGUCUCUCGCUCCAGAGAUCGACGCAAAAAGCUGGAGUAACUCAGCGGGGCAGGCGGCAUCUCUGGAGGGAAGGAAUGGGCGACGUUUCGGGUCGAGACCCUUCCUCAGACCCGAAACGUCGCCCAUUCCUUCUCUCCGGAUCAUGGCUGCGAAUCAGUACCCCAUUCCUGCUUUCUCCCCGCCUCCCUUGAUUCCGUUACCCCUCUGAACUAUCUAAGAAGGGUCUCGACCCGAAACGUCACCCCCCAUUCCUUCUCUCCAGAGAUGCUGCCUGUCCCGCUGAGUUACUCCGGCACUUUGUGGCGAUCUUCGGUUUGAAAACAGCAUCUGCAGUUCCUACCCACACUGUCUCCCCUUCCAUCUAGACUACCAGGCAGCAUCAGCUUGGCACAUGGAAUCUCAUACUGAAUGAAACCCAUUCUCUUGAUACAACCACUGCAAUAAUCUAACCCGGAUCGCCACAACAAACCUAACAGUACCUUGCUCCUCAGGGCUUCCUGCACCAGGAGGAGGGGGG